Coregonus clupeaformis (lake whitefish) is the source of this 2061-nucleotide messenger RNA. It is a transcript of the gene alg8, whose product is annotated as ALG8 alpha-1,3-glucosyltransferase. The transcript has 13 exons. The record is from RefSeq and is a predicted model, not a curated record. Gene Ontology annotation, molecular function: dolichyl pyrophosphate Glc1Man9GlcNAc2 alpha-1,3-glucosyltransferase activity. Gene Ontology annotation, cellular component: endoplasmic reticulum membrane. Gene Ontology annotation, biological process: protein N-linked glycosylation. Lineage: Eukaryota; Metazoa; Chordata; Actinopteri; Salmoniformes; Salmonidae. The coding region runs from base 122 to 1690 and encodes 522 amino acids.
GUGUGCUAAUUUGACAAUGUGACUGCUGUGAGGACCGCGUGACAGAGUCUAGAACCGAUACUGUACAUCAAAAUACUGUACAUCUCAAUAAAGUUUUUUUACAAAACCAAAAGAAACUGUCAUGGCGACGCCCACAGCAGACAACUGGAGUUGGUUUCCUGCAUUAGCACUCGGCGUUUCUUUCCUGAAAUGUAUUUUGAUAAACGCAUAUCAUUCCACAGACUUUGAGGUUCACAGGAACUGGCUCGCCAUCACUCACAGCUUUCCUGUAUCAAAAUGGUACCAUGAGAACACCUCAGAGUGGACCCUGGACUACCCUCCUUUGUUUGCCUGGUUUGAGUAUGGCCUGUCCCACGUGGCUCAGCACUUUGACAAGGAGAUGCUGGUGGUGCAGAAUCUCAUCUACACCAGUCCUGCUACCGUCCUCUUCCAGAGGCUCUCUGUGAUCGUGACGGACGUGGUCUUUAUUUACGCCGUCAAAGAAUGCUGUAGAAGUGUGAGAGAGGAGAAGGGUUCCAAGGACCUCCUGGGGCAUCCAUUUUUCAUCCUGGCAGCUCUGCUCCUGUGGAACUUUGGCCUCCUCAUCGUUGACCACAUUCAUUUCCAGUACAAUGGAUUCCUGUUUGGAAUACUGCUGCUAUCAGUGGCAAGACAUUUACAGGGCAGACACCUGGAGGGGGCGUUGCUUUUCGCUAUUCUCCUGAACCUGAAACACAUCUACCUGUACAUUGCUCCUGCCUACGGGAUCUUCUUGCUGCGGAGCUACUGCUUCACCGAGGACAACACAGAUGGCUCUGUGAGAUGGAGCAGUUUCAGUCCUGUUCGUCUGGUAGCUCUGGGAUCUAUCGUGAUCUCUGUCUGUGCCCUGUCCUUUGGCCCGUUCAUUGCUAUGGGCCAGCUCCCCCAGGUCCUUUCCAGACUCUUCCCCUUUAAGAGGGGCCUGUGCCAUGCCUACUGGGCCCCUAACGUCUGGGCCCUCUACAACAUGGUGGAUAAAGCUCUGUCUGUGCUGGGUGUGCGUCUGAAGCUGUUGGACGUGGCAAAGCUUCCCAAAGCCUCAAUGACCGGUGGAUUGGUGCAGGAGUUCCAGCACUCUGUCCUCCCCUCCAUCUCUCCCUCCAUCACACUCAUCUGUACUCUGCUCUCCAUCAUGCCUGCGGUGUUGAGUAUCUGGCGUCGUCCGCGUGGUGCCCGGGGGUUCCUGCGCUGCCUGGUGGUCUGUGCCCUGGGCUCCUUCAUGUUCGGCUGGCACGUCCAUGAGAAGGCCAUCCUCAUGGCUAUACUGCCCUUCAGCGUACUAGCAGUUGAGAGCAGAGAGGAUGCUGGGAUCUUCCUGAUGCUGACCACCACGGGGCAUUACUCUCUGUUUCCACUUCUCUUCACUGCAGCAGAGCUGCCCAUCAAAGUCCUGCUGAUGCUGCUGUUCACUCUCUACAGCUUCACCUCUUUAAAGAAGUUGUUCAGGGACUCCCUCCUGAACCCCCUGGAAGCCACCUACCUCCUGGGCCUGGUUGCCGUAGAGAUCCUCUGUGAGGUUGUUUACCCUCUGUCGCCAUGGCAGCAUACCCUGCCCUUCGUGCCCCUGCUGUUGACAUCAGUGUACUGCUCUCUGGGAGUCUCUUACUCCUUCAUACGCCUCUACCUCUCUCUACUGAGGCAGGACGGGACAGACAAACACAAACAACUAUGAGACAGAGAGACACUAGUGAGUAGCGAACAAUCCACAAUCAACAAUCCCAUGGUUGCAUCCCAAGGGCCAUAUAGAAUGUCAUUUGCAAUGCACUCUGAGGUGUAAAGAAAUAAAGGUGGCAUUUCAAAAUUUCUGCGAUGCUGUUACGAGUCCAUCCAGAGCAGAUCUUCAAGUGUGCAUCUAUACAGUGGAUAUAAAAAGUCUACACACCCCUGUUAAAAUGCCAGGUUUUUGUGAUGUAAAAGAAUGAGACAAAGAUAAAUCAUGUCAGAACUUUUUCCACUGUUAAUGUUAUACCUAUAAUGUGAACAAUUCAAUUGAAAAAUAAACUGAAAUCUUCGAGGGGGAAAAAAUGAAAAAUAAAAACCUUA